Phycodurus eques (leafy seadragon) is the source of this 2933-nucleotide messenger RNA. Its product is annotated as CCR4-NOT transcription complex subunit 2-like. Gene Ontology annotation, cellular component: P-body; CCR4-NOT core complex. The transcript is spliced from 13 exons. NCBI's taxonomy places the organism in Eukaryota, Metazoa, Chordata, Actinopteri, Syngnathiformes, Syngnathidae. The record is from RefSeq and is a predicted model, not a curated record. The coding region runs from base 1050 to 2753 and encodes 567 amino acids. Gene Ontology annotation, biological process: regulation of DNA-templated transcription; nuclear-transcribed mRNA poly(A) tail shortening; regulation of stem cell population maintenance.
AUUGUUCAUAUAGCGGUUCAUAUAGAAGAAUAGAAGAGCGUGAAGGAGAACAGAGUAGACUGGAUUAGAAUAAAGCAGAACGUAGUGGAAGGGUACAACAAUCAAAAGGUGUCCAAAGCGUAAAAUGGAGAGAGGAAGAGAGUCAUGUCCCAUUCCAACUACAACUCCCAGCUUGCUUUGCGUGUAGCACAGCAAUGGUGCCAUCUUGAAAGUAGCGGUGAAGAAAGAUUGAUGCGGUAAGCUCUUUUUCCAUCUUUUGAAUUCCUUCAUUGUGUUUCUUUUUUCGGGUGCAUAGGAUGAAGAUUCACCCUGCGGCGGCUUGUCGCCCUCUCGCCCCGGUGACCUUUCACCCGCCGCGCGCCCUCCGGAGCCUUUUGUUGUUGUUGUUGUUGCUUUAGCUUCCUUUAGCCACAAUGCUAACAGGGCUCUAGUGUCAUUCAAUAAGCUGUGAACUGAAGUGACACAAGCUCGGGCUGUGCCAAAUACUUUCACGAACUCCACUCAACCCCAAAUCAAAGCGUCAACUGAUCUACUGGCUCGCCCGCCGUCGGACGACGUGGGAAAGUCAUGACGUUAGCGUUCGUGGCUAACAGUAGCCGUUUGCGACAGUGCCGCACGUCAAGUCUGCAUCACGGCACGUCAGCCACACAGCCGGCCGACGCCAAGUUUAGGAAUUUGGACCUCGAGCCAAAAGAACACGCAGAACGUUCAAAACACACAUCUGGCUCACCUCGAAGCUCGUUAGGGAGCUGGGGAGAGGAAGGAAGGAAGGAAGGAAAGAAAGAAAGAAACAAACAAAAACAAAAAGCGCUUGAGCCAGGAGUGUUGCUGCUCGGCAAGUUGGCCUGCUUGUCAGCAGACGUGCUGACUGCUGCGCUCACUUGUGAAAAUGAGGCCACGCCCACAGUGUCACCUGACCAAUUAGUCGGUCGACGUUUCAUCAUGUUUGAAAACAACAGUUACUUCCGGGUGGCACCACCGCUGGCCUCAACUGAAGACCAGUUUGGGAUUGUGACACCAGCUAUACCUCAAAAGGUGACACGGCGGGCAUGUUUGGGGCUAACCGGAAGAAGUUCACGGAGGCCGGGCCGGAGGGAGACGAUUCCUGCGGCGGCCUCUACUACGGCCAGCGGUCCGCGUUCGCGGCACACCGCGCCGACAAAGACAUGUUGCCGUCGUCCUCCGCCUCGUCGCCGGGGCAGCUGUCGCAGCUCGGAGCCAGUCUGUACGGGCCUCAGAGUGCGCUGGGUUUCCCCGUGCGCGGCAUCAACAGCAGCGCAGCGCCGCUAAGUCGAAGCGCGCUCGGCCAGUCGGCCGCCGGACAGCUGAGCGGUCACACGGGCGCCGCCGCCGUGCACACGCCGCCCUCGCCCAGCAGGGGGGUUCUGCCCGUGAGCGGCCGCGGCGUCCUCACCCACAACCAGCAGGCGGGCGGGCCGGCGGGACAGCCAAUCGGGAUGGGAGGAGAGCGAGGGGGCGGGGCCGGGGGCAGGAGCGCCGGCGGGUCGUCGCCCAGCGUCAUCGGAAUGCCCAAACAGUCGCGGCAAGCCUUCACCAUCAACAGCAUGGCAGGUUUUGGCGUGAACAGGAAUCCUGGAUUCAACAUCUUUAACGGUACAGACGGCAGCGAGAACGUGACGGCGCUGGACCUGUCCGACUUCCCGGCACUGGCGGACCGCGGCCGGCGGGACGGAGGCCCCGACCCCGUGCCGCCCCUCGACCCGCUGGCGGGGCGCGCGCCUUACGUUGGCAUGGUAACCAAGCCGUCCAGUGAGCAGUCGCGGGACUUCUCCAUCCACAACGAGGAUUUCCCGGCUCUACCGGGACCAAACUACCACGCCAAAGACCCCGGCGGCGACGACGGCAAAACGAACCUCAGCUCUUCAGGUAAGCCCGCCUCCAACUCGGACGGUCCGAGGUUUCCGGGUGACAGAAGUUCCGCGUCGGCGAGCGGCAACGACCAGCACAAGAAAGGAAUACAGGUGCUUCCUGAUGGGCGCGUGACCAACAUCCCGGUCGGCAUGGUAACGGAUCAGUUCGGCAUGAUCGGCCUGCUGACGUUCAUCCGGGCGGCCGAGACGGACCCCGGCACGGUGCACCUGGCGCUGGGCUCCGACCUCACCGCGCUCGGCCUCAACCUCAACUCGCCCGAGAAUCUUUAUCCCAAGUUCGCAUCGCCGUGGGCGUCGGCGCCGUGUCGGCCGCAGGACAUCGGUCAGUUCAGGAGAUGCGCGCGCGCACACAUCGGUGAGUUCAGGGGUGUCGGGUUAUUUGAGUGCUGUUUGCCCUUUACCCCUGGUAGACUUCCACGUGCCGUCGGAGUACUUGACCAACAUCCACAUCCGGGACAAGGUAGGCCGGUGUGCGUGUGUGCGCGUGCGUGCGUGUUGACGUUGUGCCGCCGUCCGUCCGUUGUCCAGCUGGCCGCCAUCAAGUUGUCUCGCUACGGUGAGGACCUCCUGUUUUAUCUUUACUACAUGAACGGCGGCGACCUGCUGCAGCCGCUGGCCGCCGUCGAGCUCUUCAACAGAGACUGGCGCUACCACAAGGAGGAGCGCGUGUGGAUCACGCGCGCGCCCGGCAUGGAGCCGUCGCUCAAGACCAACGCGUACGAGAGGGGGACGUACUACUUCUUCGACUGCCUCAAUUGGAGGAAAGUUGCCAAGGAGUUCCACCUGGAAUACGACAAACUGGAAGAGCGCGCUCACGUUCCCGCCACCUUCAACUACAACCCCGCCCAGCAGGCCUUCUGAUUGGCCAGCAGGCCGGCUGCCCGCCCGCCCCCCUGCCGUCAGUGCAGAGUUUUCCAUUUGACCUUGCGUUUUCCUGCGCUCCUUUUUUCAAUUUUUUUCAAUUCUGCGGCGCUCGCGAGACCGAGACGGGAAGCGGACGGACCUCGUAGCGCCCUUUCACAAUAAAAGAGGACUAUGCGA